Molecule: messenger RNA, 3650 nt
Organism: Macroventuria anomochaeta
Lineage: Eukaryota; Fungi; Ascomycota; Dothideomycetes; Pleosporales; Didymellaceae
Product: ATP-dependent protease La
Exons: 2
Coding region: 172-3447 (1091 amino acids)
Biological process (GO): chaperone-mediated protein complex assembly; mitochondrion organization; protein catabolic process
Cellular component (GO): mitochondrial matrix
Molecular function (GO): ATP-dependent peptidase activity; ATP binding; single-stranded DNA binding
Source: RefSeq, a predicted model, not a curated record
AAUUCGCAACGCCACACCAUUGCAACACCAAAGACAAGCACGCUGCACGCCUUCUUGGCUGCAUCUCAUCUCUCAAGUCUCGUGCGGACAAGCUGAUUGGGCGCGUGCAUUUCCCUUGAUUCCUACCUCACCCUCUCAUCCCAGCGGCUUCCGAGGUCGCUCUUCCCCGUCAUGCUUCACGCCUCGUGGCGGGCAGCUCUGCGCCAGACGUCGCGCUCACAUGCCACCCUCACCGCCUCGCGCGUCUCGUCGCGCUUCCUCCCCGCACAGUGUACUGCGUCGCUGGUAGCUCGAUACCCCCACCGAUGCCCGUCGCCGCCCGCCGCCCUGUGCGCCUACCGCAGCUUCUCCACCUCGCUGAGUCGGCAGAAGGAGAAAGACGCCAAGGCAACACCGGAAGAGAAAAACACCGAGGAGACAGACGAGUCGAAGAAGCCCAAGGAGCAGGAGAAGGCGGCCGACGAGCUCGAGGCGAAGACAAAGACGCCCGACCCGAUACCCUCAAGAACAGGGUCAGGCCGAGGCAGCGCUGCAGGAGGGGAUGGCGGUCCUGGCGGCGAUGGAGGGGCCAGAAAACGCAAGCACAACCCGCUCGUCAAGCCCUCGAUACCAGAAGUCUAUCCCCAGGUCAUGGCCAUCCCUCUCGCCAAGCGCCCCCUCUUCCCGGGCUUCUACAAGGCCGUCACCAUCCGCGACAGAGAGGUCGGUCAGGCAAUCGCUGACAUGGUCAGGCGUGGGCAGCCGUACAUUGGUGCUUUCAUGUUCAAGGACGACGCUGUCGACAAGGACGUCAUCGACGAUCCGAGCGAGGUGCACGACGUCGGUACCUUUUGCCAGGUCACGAGUGCAUUCCCUGUUGGCUCCGAGGACAACUUCGCCAUGACCUGCGUUCUGUACCCACACCGCAGGAUCAAGAUGACGAGCCUCUUGCCACCCAAGGGCGAGAAGCAGGAGUCGGCUGGAGAGGCGACGAUUGCCGAAACACCCACACGCGAAACGGCACCGGCCGAGUCCAAGGCCAGCGACAGCGAGUCCAAGGGCGAUGUUGUCGCGAGCUUCGAGGAAGCCAGCGACGACGCAAAGUCCAAGGACGAAGAUCAGACCCUUGCCAUCCUCAAGGGGCGGCAGGUCAGCAUUGCCAACGUCCAGAACAUGGUCGAGGAGCCCUUCAACAUGAAGGACAACAAGGUCAUCCAGGCACUAGUCAACGAGAUCGUCAACACUUUCAAGGGCGUCGCGCUUUUGAACCCCAUGUUCCGCGACCACGUCGCCACCUUUUCCGUUCACACCACAAUGAGCGUCGGCGAGGAUCCCGUCAAGCUGGCAGACUUUGCUGCUGCUGUCGCCCAGGCCGAGUCACACGAACUGCAGGCUGCGCUUGAGGAGAUGGACGUCGAGAAGAGGCUAAGGAAAUCCCUCGAGGUUCUGAAGAAGGAGCUCAUGAGCGCCGAGCUGCAGAAGAAGGUCAGCGACGAGGUCAACAACCGGGUACAAAAGAAGCACCGCGAGUUCAUCUUGAUGGAGCAGAUGAAGGGCAUCAAGCGUGAGCUUGGUAUCGAGUCGGACGGCAAGGACAAGCUCAUUGAGAAGUUCAACGAGAAGGCAGGCAAGCUGGCGAUGCCUGAGGCUGUCAGGAAGGUCUUCGACGAGGAGAUGAGCAAGCUCUCUGGCCUUGAGCCCAGCGGAUCUGAGUUCAACGUCACAAGGAACUACCUCGAUUGGCUGACACAGCUUCCUUGGGGUCUCAGCAGCGCCGAGAACUUUGGCAUCAAGCACGCACGUGAAGUUCUCGACGAGGAUCACUACGGCCUGAAGGAUGUCAAGGACCGCAUUCUGGAGUUUAUCGCAGUCGGCAAGCUCCGCGGUUCAGUGGAGGGCAAAAUCCUGUGUUUGGUCGGUCCUCCCGGUGUGGGUAAAACGUCUAUCGGAAAGUCGAUUGCAAGAGCCUUAAACCGCCAGUACUACCGCUUCAGUGUCGGUGGUAUGUAUGAUGUCGCUGAGAUCAAGGGUCACCGAAGAACAUACGUCGGUGCCCUGCCUGGUCGCAUCAUCCAGGCGCUCAAGAAGUGUCAGACAGAGAACCCGCUUGUCUUGAUUGACGAGAUCGACAAGCUCGGCCGCAACAGCAACCACGGUGAUCCUGCCGCAGCGCUUCUCGAACUGCUCGAUCCCGAGCAGAACAACAGCUUUUUGGACCACUACCUAGAUGUACCUGUCGACCUGUCCAAGGUUCUCUUUGUUUGCACAGCCAAUAUGUCAGACACGAUCCCUCAGCCACUGCUCGACCGUAUGGAGAUGAUUGAGCUGUCCGGCUACGUCGCAGACGAGAAGAUCGCCAUCGCCGAGAAGUACCUCGCACCCGCAGCGAAGGAGAUGAGCGGUCUGAAGGACGCUGAUGUCAUCCUCGAGAAGGAAGGCAUCGUUGAGCUCAUUAACAAAUACUGCCGAGAGUCUGGUGUGCGCAACCUGAAGAAGCAAAUCGAGAAGGUCUACCGCAAAUCCGCACUCAAGAUCGUGACCGAGGUUGGCGAAGACGCGCUCCCUGAGUCCGAAGCGCUCACAGACGAAGGCAAGGCCGCACAAGAGGAAGCCGAAAAGGACAAGACAGACGUCAAGCAGACACCAGAGGAUAUGGAGAAGCAAACAUCACCAAAGCCUCGCGUCGCCCUCAAGGUCCCUGACACCGUCCACGUAUCCAUCAACAAAGACAACCUGAAGGACUACGUCGGUCCACCCGUCUUCACUGCCGACCGCCUCUACGACUUCACACCACCCGGCGUCGCCAUGGGUCUGGCCUGGACCUCGAUGGGCGGCUCAGCGCUGUACAUCGAAUCGAUCCUGCAAAACGCGCUCUCCGCGUCUUCCCACCCGGGUCUCGAGCGCACCGGCUCGCUGCGCGACGUGAUGAAGGAGUCCACCGGCGUCGCGUACUCGUACGCCAAAUCUGUGCUCGCACGCGACUUCCCAAAGAACAAGUUCUUUGAGCACGCAAGGCUACACUUGCAUUGCCCAGAGGGCGCGGUGCCGAAGGAUGGGCCCAGUGCGGGUAUCACCAUGGCGAGCAGUUUCUUGUCGCUGGCUCUUGAUACGCAGAUUCGAGAUGGCGUGGCCAUGACUGGUGAACUUACCCUCACUGGCAAGGUUCUAAGGAUCGGUGGUCUGAGGGAGAAGACUGUUGCUGCACGGAGAGCGGGCGCGAAGAUGGUUAUUUUCCCCAAGGACAAUUUGAGUGAUUGGUUGGAACUUCCUGAGAACAUCAAGGAGGGCAUCGAAGGCCACCCCGUAGAAUGGUACUCUGAGGUUUUCAACCUCAUCUUCCCGGACCUGAACAAGGAGGUCGCAAACAAGCUGUGGGAGAAGGAACUCAAACCGAAGAAGGGGGAUCGCAAGAGGAAGGAGCAGAAGCGGAAAGAUGAUGAUGAGGAGAGUGGGGAGGACGACGACUGAAUACCCAAUGCACAAGGGUAGUACACUUGUAUGAUAUGAGGUGUGAUAGCAGCCACGCAUUAGCGGCGUUUGGGCAUUGAGAAUGCGGCCUUUUGAACCGCGAUGUGAAGAGUGGUGGAUGAAGCACAAGUGGAUCUCGACUCUUGCAUAUAGAUUAGGAAGAGAUCUGCGCCAAUAACUAUUGAGCCAAUGAGAUACUUGUA